AUGGGUGGUGUUGUGAAUGCAGUAUUAUUCCAAAGGCGUUCAACAGACCGAUGUGUCCUCAUCUACCAUUCCUCCAAACUCGACACGGUCGAGACAGGACAAAGUUCGUGUGCCCGAUACGUUGCAGCUGUAGCGAAAGCCAUUGUCAAAACCAGCCAUGUCGUCAUGGGACAUCCAACUCAGAUUCAAACCCAGCAUGGAGUUGCCGCUUUCCUCCAGAGCAAAGAGUUCACCUUCAGUGCAGCCCGGAAGACCAAACUUCAGGUCCAGUGCACUCAGUCACACAUAACCUUUGUUCCAAGCAUCAAUAACAUGGCGACCAACAUUACAAGUGGAACACCCCAUGUGUGUGGAGAACUUGCGAUCAAGGAAAACAAGCUCAGACCAGACCUGUGUGCAGAUCCCAUUCUGAAUGCUGAUGCCUGGCUGUACACGGACGGUUGCUGCUACAAAGGAGAAGAUGGCAAUGUGGCCGCCUAUGCUGUAGUGCAACAACACCCAGAUGGAAGUCACACCACCUUGGAAGCUGCAAUCAUUCCCCAGCCAGCUUCAGCUCAGUUAGCUGAAGUCACAGCCCUCACAAGAGCCCUAGAGCUGGGGCAAGGACAAAUUGUAAAUGUCUACACUGACUCUGCAUACGCACAUGGUGCCGUUCAGCUUGAUGGCCCGUCCUGGAUAAGACGAGGCUUCCUGACCACCGGUGAUCAACCGAUCAGACAUCAAGUUCCAAUGAGACGCCUCCUGAGUGCAGUUCUGCUGCCCAGACGCCUGGCUGUCAUGAAGUGCAAAGGACACGACACCAACCAAACCAGAAUCAGUGCUGGAAAUAAUGCAGCUGACCAAGCUGCCAAGGAGUCAGGAGGUUACACGCCGCCUCAGAUGGUCAUGGCCUCCCCCAGCCCAGCUCAGUUCCCUGAACUCACUGAAGACACGCUCAUCCAAAUUCAGGAAAAAGCUGGACCGUAUGAAUGGUCCACAUGGAGACAAAAGGGGGCCUUGAAGUCUAAAGAAGGCCUCUGGAGGUCCCAUGAUGGACGCAUCGUUGCCUCGGCAGAACUUUGUGCCAUGUUGCUCAAGGAAGCACAUGGCCUCACCCAUGAAGGAAAACUCAGAACCUUCCAGAGAAUUUCAGCCCUAUAGUGGCAUCCAAAUCUCGAGAGCAUCUCCAAUUUUUUUUGUGACGAAUGUUCCAUUUGUGGGAACCCCAAUCCUAGAAGACCUUUCCAAACGCCCAUAGGUUCAUAUCCCGUUCCUGCCGUCUGUUUCCAAGACAUCAGUAUAGACUAUACAGAUAUGGGUGCAGACAUGAGAGUGCAGGGAAUGAGAUACAUGUUGGUAAUGGUAUGUAGGUUUUCUAGAUGGUUUGAAGCCAUCCCCCCCAGACGGGAGGAUGCAAAGUCAGUGAUCAAGUGGCAGCAGAAGGACUUGAUCCCCCCUUACGGGGUUCCACGGUUCAUUUGCUCAGACAAUGGCGCACACUUUAAAAACACACACCUAA
This is a messenger RNA of Pleuronectes platessa (European plaice), 1498 nucleotides long. RefSeq lists its product as uncharacterized. The transcript has a single exon. Gene Ontology annotation, molecular function: nucleic acid binding; RNA-DNA hybrid ribonuclease activity. The coding region runs from base 1 to 1140 and encodes 379 amino acids. The record is from RefSeq and is a predicted model, not a curated record. NCBI's taxonomy places the organism in Eukaryota, Metazoa, Chordata, Actinopteri, Pleuronectiformes, Pleuronectidae.